AUGACUAUGUACGAUAGUUCGCACAAGAAGACGCACAGACUGAAGGCAUUAGUAUUGCUUGCAUCUAUAACAUCUUUGGGCCUUUUCAUUGAUUACCUCUUGGAGGAACCUCUUUUACCAAAUGUUAACCAGAGUGAGAUUUUGGGAUUUAGAAGUGCUGAUCGUUCCAUCCGUGAAUACAAUAUUAAUAUUUCUGAUCAUAUUGUGAACACAGUUUUCUCGCAAGUUAAACAUUCGGCGAUACUUUCGCAGCCUCUGGAUAUAACAUACAAGGAUGUUAUUAAAUAUUGGAGAGAAAAAUACGACUGGAGAACACGCGAAGUGUACUUCAAUCAAUAUCCACAAUACACUACAAUCGUCCAAGGGCUUCAGAUUCAUUUCGUCCACGUAAAACCAGAGACGAGCAAUAAAACAGUGCCUCUUUUGAUGUUGCACGGUUGGCCCGAAAGUUUUGCAUACUUCUACGACAUUGUACCGCAGCUGACGAGCGGAAACGGCGACGUAUCGUUCGAAUUGAUAAUACCUUCUUUGCCCGGACAUUUCAUGUCGGAUCCAAUGAAGGAUAGGACAACGGUUCAUGUGGCAACGCUUUUCAAGAAUUUGAUGAAGCGCUUGAACAUCGAUAGGUUUUAUGUAUUUGGGCAAGGGGUUGGAUCAUUUAUUGGCACGGAUAUGGCAAUUUUAUAUCCGGAUAAAGUUAUGGGAUUGUAUAACACCAUGUGUUUAUCUCUCAGGAAGAUAAGCUUAGUGAAAUAUGCUUCUGAAACAAUUGUUAAUAAAGUAAUCAACGCGGAUAAAUCGAAAUACGAUAUGUGGAAAUCUUUCAACAAAAUGGUUUAUUUCUUAAACUACAUGCAAGGAAAUUUUAUUAGUCUGGACUCUUUAAGUAUUACAUUGUCGAGUUCACCAAUUGCUUUGGCUUCAUAUAUUUGGAAUAUCAUAUCUGUGGGAACUGAUUUAGAAGAGUACAAUAACCAAUUAUUUGAGUACGACAAAUUCCAUCAGAUCUUUCCAACAGUUUGUCCCUAUGCCACUCUACCAGUAUCCUAUAAGCACCAAAGUUCCAUGUUCUUGUCCCAAAUUUACCAAACAAAUAUUUUAUCAAGACUCUUGGAUAUACAAGGAUAA
Molecule: messenger RNA, 1128 nt
Organism: Nicrophorus vespilloides
Lineage: Eukaryota; Metazoa; Arthropoda; Insecta; Coleoptera; Silphidae
Product: juvenile hormone epoxide hydrolase 1-like
Exons: 5
Coding region: 1-1128 (375 amino acids)
Biological process (GO): epoxide metabolic process
Molecular function (GO): epoxide hydrolase activity
Source: RefSeq, a predicted model, not a curated record